Chenopodium quinoa (quinoa) is the source of this 3573-nucleotide messenger RNA. RefSeq names its product nuclear intron maturase 2, mitochondrial-like. The coding region runs from base 432 to 2630 and encodes 732 amino acids. Gene Ontology annotation, biological process: mRNA processing. The transcript is spliced from 3 exons. The record is from RefSeq and is a predicted model, not a curated record. Lineage: Eukaryota; Viridiplantae; Streptophyta; Magnoliopsida; Caryophyllales; Amaranthaceae.
UAUAUAUUUUUAAUAAAUUUGUUGGGACUAACAUUAAAGUGGUUAGAGUGUUCAAAAGGUUAAAAUAUAAAAAAAGUGAGUCCCAAAAUUAUACUUAACUCACGAUAUCAUUUCCCCGUCAACCGAGUAGCAGCACCGCCGUUUCCUUGUACUAGCAUUUUAGGUUUCAAUUUCAACAACAAUUCAAAUUCAAGGUCUCAACGAAUACCACUAACCGGAGCAACCCAAGGAAACCCAUCAUUUCAUCUAUGGAACUUGAAUGACCCAUUUCAUGUUUCCGCCAUUAAAGCUGGCCAUUGAUGGUGGAGGAAGCUUUUUUUUAGAAAAUUUCAUGGGGUAGUUCUGUUUCACUCUCUUCAUCUCAUUAAGGUUUGUUUUUCAUAUUCAUAUUGUGUUACAGUUACAUAUUAUAAUUUUGUCAAGUUUUCGAAAUGCGUCGAAAUCUUGCAAUUACAGGAUAUAGGGUUUUAGCUGGGUCAAUUAAUCAAACCUUAAAACCCUCAAUUUUAUGCAACAAUUUCGUUGAGCACAAUCAUAGGUCAAUUGGGUUUUCAUUAUUUAGGGCAUUUUCUGGGUUUCAUGAUAAUAGGAGAAAACCUGACCCAGAUGACCCUUUAAGCUUAAUGAAGGAAGAUGGGGUUGCAGUUUGCUCACAUAUGUGGAUUGAGAAUUUUCGCGAACCCGAAAAGAGUGUUAGCAAUUUGACUUCAUAUCUUAGGAAAUUUGAGUUGUGGGUAUUGGCAUAUCAGAAGGUGUAUGCUGAUGAAACUGGUUCUUAUUUGCCUCGACAUUCGAUACAACGGUCGGCCUUGGAGGAUUUGUUGGCUCUUAGGAAUGCAGUUCUCGAUGAUAGGUUUAAAUGGGGUGCUAGAUUGAACUUUUAUAUCAAGUCACCUAGGGAUAAGACUGAGUAUGAUUCUUUAUCGAAAAGGAAGAUUAAGACGAUAUUAACCACCACGCAGCCGGCUCCGUAUCAAGAUAGGAUUGUUCAAGAGGUUUUGUUUAUGACUUUGGAGCCCAUUUAUGAGUCUCGCUUUUCGCAGAAGUCAUAUGCAUUUAGACCUGGUAGGACUGCUCAUACUGUUUUGAGGGUUAUUAGGAGGUCUUUUGCUGGGUAUUUGUGGUAUAUAAAAGGAGAUUUGAGUACCAUUCUUGAUGGCGUGAAGGUUGGAUUAGUUAUAAGUGCUUUAAUGAGGGAUGUGAGGGAUAAGAAGGUGGUUGAUUUGAUACGAUCAGCUCUUGUGAUGCCAGUGAUUGCGACAAAGAUUGAUGAUGGUGAUAAAAAGAAGAAGAAACGAAAGUAUCAGAAGAAGAAGGUUUUGGCAGAUGAUGAACCAAAACCUGAUCCAUAUUGGUUGGAUUCCUUUUUUGGGUUUGCUCCAGAGGAAGCAGAGAAGGUUCCUUCUUGGGGUCAUUGUGGAAUUUUGAGCCCACUGUUGGCGAACAUAAUCUUAGAUGAAUUGGAUCAUUGGAUGGAGGGUAAGAUUAAGGAGUUUUAUCAUCCUUCAAAAAGUGAUGUCAUUUGGAAUACGCCAGAAGGCGAAGCAGAGCAGGGAAAUACUUCAUGGCCUGAGUUUGUCCCCACUAGUGGACCAGAUAAAACACGAAAAAUGGACUUUAUCAGGUAUGGAGGUCACAUUUUGAUCGGAAUUCGAGGACCCAGAGCUGAUGCAGCAAUAUUAAGAAAGCAGUUGAUUGAGUUCUGUGAUCAGAAAUAUCUCCUGAAGCUCGACAAUGACAGCCUACCUAUUGAGCACAUAACCAAGGGAAUUAUGUUUCUUGAUCAUGUAUUAUGCCGAAGAGUUGUUUAUCCCACACUGCGCUACACAGCUACUGGUGGAAAAAUUAUCAGUGAGAAGGGUGUUGGAACCCUUUUGUCUGUGACAGCUAGUCUGAAGCAAUGUAUUAAGCAAUUCAGGAAGUUGAACCUUCUGAAAGGGGAUCGAGAACCUGACCCACAGCCUUGUUUCAGAAUGUUUCAUGCUACUCAAGCUCACACUAAUGCUCAGAUGAACAAGCUGCUCUGCACUAUGGUUGAGUGGUACAGAUAUGCUGAUAAUAGGAAGAAAAUUGUUAAUUUUUGCUCUUAUAUUAUCAGAGGAUCACUUGCAAAGCUGUAUGCUGCGAAAUAUAAGCUUCGUUCACGUGCAAAAGUGUACAAGAUUAGUGAUAGAACCCUUAGUCGUCCUUUAAAAGAGAAAAAGGGGCUUUCACCUGAGUAUCAGAACAUGCUAAGGAUGGGUCUCGCAGAGUCUAUUGAAGGGCUGAAGUAUACAAGGAUGUCUCUUGUGCCUGAGACAGAUUACACCCCUUUUCCUAAUAGCUGGAGGCCUGAACAUGAAAAGGCAUUGUUAGAGUUCCUGAGCCUUGAUGAUCCUAAGACCUUGGAGGAUCAGAGGAACUGUAUCAAAGAGCAAGGCCUAAUUUCACCACAAGAUAAUAUUUCUAUGCUCGUUUGGAACUAUAAAAGAAAUGCUGUUGUAUCGGAUCAACUUUCCUUAUUAAAUGGUGGUAGCAAGAAUAUUGAAAGUUAUGAUCAGUCUCAGUUGGAGUCAAGUAAUGAUGACCAUGUUGAAAAAAGUGAAGAUGAGGAAGAAAAUGUAGAGAGAAUUGACAUGGCACACAUGUGAGGCACCUUCGUGUAUGAGCCUUUUGAACUUUGUGCGUAAAGGAAGAAGUCAUGCUUGAAAGGUAUGCACAUAAGAUUGAGGAACAGUAAGGAAUAACUUCAUGUGUUGCUCGAAAAUAUCAAGCUCAUGUAUAUGGAAAGGAGUCAGCAGAAGAGUUAUGCAUGUCAAAAUGAACUUCUUUUUUGAAAGUUGGGAGACUUGGAGGUCACCUUCUAAUGGUCAAAUCAGUGGAAGAUGCUUUUAUGGAGACCAAAAUUUGUCAGCUUGUGCAAGGUCUAGGGCCUACGUGGUUAGUUGUAUUUGUGCCACCCUCUACACACAACUUACAAGUGAGAGGAUUUGAAGAGCAGGGUACAUCAAUUUUGAGUUGUAAGUACAUUAUUGGCAAUGCGUUGUUUUCAUUUAUUCCAGAUCGCAGGUUAAUAAUCAUUUAUCAUCUGCAGGCUCUUCAUUUCUGAAUUAUAGGAACAACAUGACUUGUAAUUGACAUGAUGAAAAAUUAUGUACCUCAAGCUUUCGAAUAAAGAAUCCUGUUCGAUUGCGAAGUACCAGUAAUAAUGAAUUUAGAGGUAAAAAUAGUGAACAUAUCUUUCUCAUUUCGCAUCAGAUCCUUCCAAUGUAUAUGUGAAGUGUGUAGAUGCAAAAUAGGCGGCUAUACUAUUCAUUUUGGGGUAUUUUUCAGGCUGCUAGAUUUUGGUCUUCAGGGUCGCUCUAAACUUAUUAAGAUGUAAUUCACCUAUGUUUUGGGUAUGAAAUAAGGAGUAACUUCAGGCUUGUACAGACUUUUGGUCAAACAGUGUAGACUACUUCGUACUUAUUGCGGCGUAGCUUAACUUAAGAGAUUAAACCCUAAGUUUUUGCUGAUGUAUUGAAGCUUUCGUGUCAUUUUUUAUCUUGUGCCAAACUUUUACUUAAAUUAAUGCCUAAACUAGAUUUCCUUUUA